Dinoponera quadriceps is the source of this 3967-nucleotide messenger RNA. It is a transcript of the gene fw, whose product is annotated as sushi, von Willebrand factor type A, EGF and pentraxin domain-containing protein 1. The record is from RefSeq and is a predicted model, not a curated record. Lineage: Eukaryota; Metazoa; Arthropoda; Insecta; Hymenoptera; Formicidae. The transcript has 22 exons. The annotation marks the transcript as partial.
GCCAGUGAUCGCGUCACGGACGAACGCGAAAAAGCGGAUUGCCACCGCUGGAAGCUGUAUCGAAGAUGUCGAACGUAUCUGCGAGCGUCAUCAGGCUACCGCUACCAGCGAGGACUAAAGUGCGGCCAUCCGGCCGUGCCGAUGAACGCCAAGGUGUCGUUAUCUGACGAAUCCUUGGCGACCGGUACUGUCGCAAAGUACACCUGCGAUGCCGGCUACGAACUCUUUGGGACCGGCAGCCUGACGUGCAACGCCAGAGGAAAAUGGCAGGGUGACCUACCGUUUUGCGGUACGAACGUCGGUUUCCGAAAACCAGCGAAUCAGUCGACUACCGUGAGGGGUGGGAACGCAUAUCAUGGCAACGACGGUGACUUCAGCACGGAGCACGACGGGAAAAGAUGCACAGAAACCCAGAGUGAGCCGAGUCCCUGGUGGAGGGUCGAUCUACUCAAGCCGUACUCCGUUAAGAUCGUCCGAGUGACGACACGAGGCUGCUGCGGUCAUCAGCCUCUUCAGGAUAUCGAGAUAAGAGUGGGCAACAGCAGCGCUGAAUUACAGCGCAAUCCACUGUGCGCUUGGUUCCCCGGCACUAUCGAGGAGGGUAUCACGAAGACCUUCGUCUGUGCCAGAGCACUGGUGGGCCAGUACGUGUUUCUGCAGCUCGUCGGCGUCGAGGGUAGCCUAAGCCUCUGCGAAGUGGAGGUCUUCGCUACGGAUGAAUUCUCGAUAGACAGGUGCGCGCACGCCGGCACGCCCGCCGAAGCCGACUUGACAGCUUUCAACUCCACGUGUUACGAAUUCGUGGUGAAGAAAGGCGGAUCGUUUCAAGAUGCGAGGAACUACUGCAGAGAACGCGGAGGCGACCUCGUUCACGGUUUCAAGGGCAUAUCGUCUACAUUCAUUUUGAACAACCUGGAGAGGCGGAAGGAUAAAUUGAAGACCCAGUUGGUCUGGAUCGGAGCCCAAAAGGAGCCGCAAAUCACCGCGCGAACGUGGCGAUGGGUGGACGGCGAGAUCGUGCAAAGGCCAUCUUGGGGCAAGGACCAACCGAACAACUACAACGGCGAGCAAAACUGCGUUGUGCUGGACGGAGGUCGCGGUUGGCUUUGGAAUGACGUCGGCUGCAAUCUCGACUACCUUCACUGGAUCUGCCAGAGCAGACCGCCGACUUGCGGCAGCCCCGAGAAAUCGGAGAACACCACUAUCGUGGGAAACAAAAGGUUAAUAGGUUCCACGAUAGAGUACGUCUGUCCGGAUGAUUACAUGCUGAUCGGAUCGAAGAGCAGAAUAUGCGGACCGAGCGGUUUCUGGAGCGGCGACGUGCCCACGUGCAAAUUUGUUGAUUGCGGCGCGCUACCGGAUCUGGAAAGCGGCGCUAUCACGCUGUUGGAAGGUAGGACUACGCACGGUGCUCUCGCGGAUUAUGCUUGCAAAGAAAACUACACGCUGGUAGGCGACACAAGACGAAGAUGCGGCGACGGCGGCAUCUGGAGCGGACAUCAGCCGCAAUGCUUGUUCGAUUGGUGUCCCGAGCCACCGGAAGUAAAUGGUGGCGUCGUGACGACUACCGGAAGAAGAACAGGCUCCACUGCCACUUACUCUUGUCAGAACGGAUUUAUUUUGUUCGGGGAUAAUGUCCUCACCUGCGAUAUCGGUGGUGAAUGGUCCGGCAAGGCGCCGCAAUGUCGAUUCGUUGAUUGUGGAACUCCGGCCCAAAUCGAAUUCGGCACCAUCGUUCUAAUCAACGGCACGACUACGGUGGGCAGCCUGGCUGUCUACACCUGUCAAGAGGAUCAUUGGUUGGUCGGCGAAGGGAAGCAAGCGUGCACCAAGGAGGGCAAGUGGAGUCACGGCACACCGUCGUGCGAACUAAUUACGUGUGAGGAACCUGAAGUACCCACAGGAGGCUACGUAGUAGGGUAUGAUCUGAACGUACAUAGUGCUAUUGAAUAUCACUGUGAUGUGGGCUACUUGCUUCAUGGCGAAGCAAGGCAUUCUUGCGGUAAAGACGGAGAGUGGACAGGAGAGGUGCCGAGCUGCGAGUACGUUGACUGCGGCAAGGUUCUUCCGGUUCCAAACGGCGCUGCGGAAUACGCGAACGGAACGACUCAUCUCGGCAGCGAAAUCACAUACAGUUGUACGAGAAAUUACCGACUAAACGGUGUAAUCAGGAGAUAUUGCCUGGACAACGGUCAAUGGAGCGACGCGACCCCGAAAUGCGAAGAGAUUCGUUGUCCGGAACCCGUGUUAGCGGAACACGGGAUUCUUUCGGUGACAGGAAACGAUCGGAUGUACGGAAGGACGCUGAUUCGCACUGGGACCGCGGAGAAUUCAAAUACAGGCGCGACUUCAUACAAAAUUGGAGCCCUAGCGAAAUAUAGGUGCGAGAGAGGAUACAAGGUAGUUGGAGAGCCUCUGUCCACCUGUGAGGAGAAUGGAAAAUGGAGCGGCGAAGUUCCGCAAUGUGUCUAUGUCGAUUGUGGCAAGCCCGAGCACAUUCAACAUGGACAUUACACGUUAACAUCGAACGCGACGUAUUACGGAGCAGCUGCACUUUACGAGUGCGAUGGCAAUUUCGAACUAGACGGCUUUGCCAGAAGACUGUGUCUCGAAAACGGCACUUGGAGCAGUGACACUCCGGUUUGUCGAGAAAUUCGAUGCAGAGAUCCGGAGAAAAUCGGUGUAUUAUCGACACAAGUAUCGACUCAUAGCGUAGGCGGGGUAGCGCACUACAGCUGUCCACGUGGAUUUUACAUGGAAGGGAACGAGACAAGGAUCUGUUUGCAAAAUGGAUCCUGGAGUGGUACAACACCUGCUUGCUUCUCGGUCGAUUGCAAGCAUCCCGGAUCGAUAGAGAACGGUAGAGUGAUAGUAGUGAACGGAUCGACGACUUACGGAGGAGCCGCGGAGUAUCAUUGUCUACCACAGUACGAGAGGGUCGGCAUUUUCCUGAGGAAAUGCCAGGACACGGGAUUCUGGAGCGGCGAAGAGCCAAAAUGCGAACUGGCAGCAAACGAAGUUGCAGAGGCUCAAGGUGUCGGCACCAGUGUUGGCAUCGGAGCUGGCGUCAUCAUAUUUAUAUUAAUCAUCCUCGGACUAAUCUAUCUCAGGCUACGAAAAGCUACGCCGGUGAAAAAUACCGAGAACGUUCAGGCGGCGGAGAGAAAGGAAGACCAAAAUGCCGCAGUUAUGUCUUACGCGACACUGAAUGACGGCACGCACAAUACCAUGUACGAGAACGUCCCUGAGGAUGGUCUCUAUGAUAAUCCCUACAGUUUAGGUGGUAACGCGUACAGGUAUGGAGGCCAUCCGAGAAGAAUGUACGGCAGAUCUGGGCACUACGAGGCCGAACCGGUUUCCAACAGGAACGGGAUCACUAUCAACGGAGUGUCUGUGCGAUAGCUCGAAAUUCCAUUCGACCUCGUCAGGAAUCGAGCGAUCGGAGGUGAUUGUCGUCGACCUCGAGAGAUUUGUCGUGCGAUUCCCGACGUUCUCGAGAUGGCGCUCCGUGUACAGAAAAAAACGCCGAAGAACUUGUUGUCGUUAUUUAUGUUACCGCACAUCGAGGGUGGUGACGAUUUAUGUAAAUAAUUCGCGUAGGAGCGGAGAAACCACGGACUCGCGCGUCGUGACGUCCGAAAGAGUUGCACACUGAAGAUGAUCGUCCUCUCGACGAGAUUUCAUCUCCGAGGAUCAACUACGUGUACGAUUCUGUAUAUACGGUGUAUCGAUCGUUUAGUUUCAUUACUCGUAGCCUUUAAGCGAAACGUUGUAACAUAAGUUUACGAACAAUCGUGCGAAUAAAGAGACCAAUGCUCUUGUUUUACCUUAUACCAUUGCAUCGCGUUGUCUCGCUCUGUCCUCAUAGAAUACCAGAAAUCAGGACUGCAAACUUGUGUUCUUACUUCCGUUAAUUUAAUAUCAUUUAAGUAUAAUUAAGUAUUUUAUAUGUAAUAUAUAAAAUAUU